This is a messenger RNA of Marchantia polymorpha subsp. ruderalis, 2379 nucleotides long. The record is from the annotation of a GenBank genome assembly. NCBI's taxonomy places the organism in Eukaryota, Viridiplantae, Streptophyta, Marchantiopsida, Marchantiales, Marchantiaceae.
CUCCUGCUGUGAACUCUCGUAGCGAGCUUUCGCUCGGGACAAGAACCGAGAAGACGAAAGGAACGGGAAUAGGCAGAUGAGGACGGCGGAGGGAACAGGAGGCAGGAGGAGAGCACGUGACGGGAUGCGAUGCGAUGCGCGGCCCGGUGCGGGGCGACUGUCCGUCCAGUCAGCAGCAGCCGCGUCACUAUAGAUCUCAUCGCGUCGGCUGCAGGCGCUACGUUUUAUCCGAUCAUCAGCACCCUCGUUUCAUCGCUUCGUCGGGCUCGUCGUCAGCCUCGGUUGCCCUCGGCGUCCGUGAUGAUUGGCACCGAGGGCCACCCUGAAAGAUAGCACAGGAUAAUGAUGCGCACGGAAUGGAAGCCGCGACGCACCCGGCCUCACGAUUCCGUCGAAUUUUGAUUUCCGCGCAGCGAAUUUCCUCGCCCCGCUCGAGAGCGCCGAUCGAUUCGUGCUGCCACUUGUUCUCGGCGACGGGGAAGGAGCAGGAGCUCGGACGCAGCGAGGGCAGGGCAGGAAUUGGAUUCUUGCACCGCUGAUCCGCGGAAUAUUGUGCGAUCGGCAUUCGGGUGCGAUCGGCUGUCGCGUGCACCGAAUGGAAAAAUGCGAGCGGUCUGAGCGCUGUAGGUCGAGGGCCGAGGGCGGAGUCGAGGCGCGGUGAGGUGAGGGGAGGGGAGGGGAGGGGUCGAGUCGAGUCGAGUCGAGGGCGCGAUGGAGUCGUCGGAAGACAGCAGGACGACGACGAGGAUGAACAAUCGGGGGGGCGAGUGGGCAUCGUCGUCCAGCAGCAGCACCUGCGCAUCGGUGCGCGUCACCUGGAGCUCGGGCACGAAGCUCGCGGCGGCGGGCGAUUCCGGGGCCGGAUGCGGGCCCUGUUCGUCUUGGGAGUGGCAGGCGCUCGUGCCCGGCUGCAGCAGCGACGACGACGACGACGAGGAGAUGAUGAUGGCGCGUGCAUUCGCGGGAAUUUCCGUGUCCAAUUUUCUCAAGGGCGGCAAAGGGCGCCGCGGCAAGGACAAGCACUCGGCGCAAUCGGGCUGGCCUCUGCUGCAACAGAUGUUUGGGCACGUGGUGGGCGCGAGAUCGCGGGCCAGCAGUCUGGUGAAGCAGGUGUCGCUGCUGGAACGCGCAGGAAUCGGAGCGCUGGCGGGGGGCAUCGCCGGAGGGUUCACCAAUGUCACUCUGCAUCCCAUCGACACUGUGAAGACGAAGCUGCAGACGAAGGGUGCUUCUCAAAUGUAUUCCGGUCCUCUGGACGUGGUGUCCAAGGUGCUGGCCAGCCAAGGGAUUGCCGGCUUGUACAGCGGAGUGCAGGCGGCAUUCCUGGGCUCGGUGAUGUCGUCGUCGGUGUACUUCGGAACGUAUGAAUUGGCCAAGGGCAUCUUCUCGUCCGUGGCCAACUGGCCCGAGGCGCUGGUGCCUCCAUUUGCCGCAGUGCUCGGCAACAUCACGUCCUCGGCCAUCCUCGUGCCCAAGGAAGUCAUCAAGCAACGGAUGCAGGCCGGAGCCGCUGGCACGGCCAGGCACGUGUUCAUGAGCACGAUCCAGAACGAUGGCGUUCUGGGGCUCUACGCCGGCUACUCGGCUGCCCUUCUGCGCAAUCUGCCGACCAACAUCAUCAGCUUCUCCACCUUCGAGUAUCUGAAGAUGGCCUGGCUCUCUGGGUCGGACAAGGUCACGUUGGAGCCAUGGCAGAGUGUCAUCUCGGGAGCAGUGGCGGGAGCAUUGUCGGGGACGGUGACCACUCCUUUAGAUCUGGUGAAAACUCGGCUUAUGACUCAAGCUCGGGCCCAAGUGUCCAUAACAGGGCUGUCCGGGACGAGGGCUGAGGCUGCAGCUCGCGCUCAAGCGGUUGCCGAGUACACGUACAAAGGGGUCGCUUCCACUCUGAAGCGCAUUUGGGUCGAGGAAGGCCCCAAAGGAUUGAUGAAAGGUGUUGGGCCGCGAGCUUUCUACAGCGCUUUAUUCUCUGCAAUUGGAUUCUUGGCCUUCGAGUCCACUCGCCACUUCAUCCUCGAUAAACAUCUUGAACAAAGAGACGCCAAAAGAGAGAAACAAAGGGAGGCAGAGAGAGAGGCACAGUUGACGGCCCUCAAACAUGGCUUGUAAAUUGAAAAUUCUAAAAGCUUGUUAAUUAAAAACAUUUGCCAUCUCUCGUGUCCUCUUUCAUACGUGGCGUGCGCUAUAAGAUGGAGCACGGCAGCGCGCUCUUGCACUUCCUCUCAGAGAUGUAUUUCUCCCAGUCUACCGACCCUUGGGCAUGAAGUGUAUAGCAAAUGUAGCUAUCUAGAAAACAUUCACGUAGGACUCUACUUUUUUAGUGAAGGACACGAAAGGCACCAUCAUAUAUUCUGCGUUUUUCCACCAUCGGUCACGCCG